This is a messenger RNA of Lentinula edodes (shiitake mushroom), 3183 nucleotides long. Its product is annotated as acetyl-CoA synthetase-like protein. NCBI's taxonomy places the organism in Eukaryota, Fungi, Basidiomycota, Agaricomycetes, Agaricales, Omphalotaceae. The record is from RefSeq and is a predicted model, not a curated record. The coding region runs from base 1 to 3183 and encodes 1060 amino acids. The transcript is spliced from 19 exons. Gene Ontology annotation, molecular function: phosphopantetheine binding.
AUGCACAUCCCACCUCCCCCAGUAACUCAAGCUUUGUCAAGUGAAACCUUUCGUCGUCCUCCUCUAAAUGGAUCUAUCACUCUCUGUGAAAUGUAUGACUGGCAUGCACAGAACACAUCAAACCACCGUCUUUUCGUGUUUGCACAAGAGGAUGGGACCACGAGAACCAUCUUUUGGCCCGAGGCGGUCAAAGCAGUUUGGACUGGUGCGAGGUUGAUACGGGAUCGCGUGUCUUCGGAAUCCCUCGAAAAGACACCGAUUGUGGCAAUUGUUUCAAUGUCAGAGACCAUAUCCUAUUUCAUCACAAUGAUGAGUAUUAUACGUGCCAACUUCAUUGUUUUCCCAAUCUCUCCCCGCAACUCACCUCAAGCAGUUGCUCACUUGAUAUCUAAAGUCAGUGUUGAUCACAUCCUGAUGGGUCAUGAAAGUUCUAUGCAGGAUCUAGUGAGAGAGGCCCUCGAAAUAGUCAAAACCUCCGCUAUGAACCAUGUCCCUCAAGUCUCACUAGCACCAUUUUUUGAAGACCUGUUUCUGGAGAAUCCUGUUACCAAUGCAGAUGAUCUUCCUUUCAAACGUCGGAAUCCACAUGACAUUUUGUUUUACAUUCACUCUUCAGGGUCUACUGCACAUCCCAAGCCAAUUCCCUGGACCAAUCACAGAUUUUUAGAGCUUUCUUUGAUUCCGUGGUUUGGCGAACAAGAUCUAUGUGGCAAGAUUCUUUCAUUGCAUGUAAUGCCUAUGUAUCAUGGUAUGGGCAUUCUGCAACUUUGCUGGACUGCAUCUACUGGGGUUGUUGUUGCAACCUUCAAACCUCAUUCUCCAGCAAUUCUACCCACCCCGGAGAAUUUGUUUGAAGCAGCAACAGCAACUAGAAGUGAUAUUCUUUUCUGCGUCCCCGCCUUCAUUGAGGCUUGGUCUAGAGUCCCUCGAUAUGUUGACUGGCUUGCUACACGGACUGGAGUGCUGUUCGGGGGUGGUCCAUUAAACAAGAAAGCUGGAGAUCUUCUCAGUUCAAAAGGUGUUUCCAUUUUUGUUCUAUAUGGGUCAACCGAAACGGGUAUUGUGAGCUCACUGAUUCCUGCUAGCCCUAUAAGUGACUGGGAGUAUUUCCCCCUUUCGGGUGUUAUCACUGCACACAUGAUGCCUCAUGGAGAGAAUAGGUUUGAACUCAUUGUGGUGUCCAAUGAUUUUUGCAAACCCAGUGCUUUAAACACUAAGAUUGAUGGAAUAGAUGCGUAUGCCACAUCCGAUCUUCUGUUGCCUCAUCCUACCAUGUCAGGUUAUUGGCGUGUAUUUGGAAGAGUGGAUGAUCAGAUCAUUCAUAACACUGGAGAAAAGACAAACCCUGUCCCUCUUGAAAACACCUUGAAUCAGGAUCCACAUGUUGCAGCUGCAGUGAUGUUUGGACGUGGUCACUUCCAAGCUGGAAUCCUUGUUGAACCAAAGCCACCAUACAAAUUCGAACCUUCUAAUGAGACAAAACUCAGUGAAUUCCGAAACAAGCUGUGGCCGACUAUAGAGCAAAUGAAUAAUUUCGCACCCCAGCAUUCCCGUGUUUUCAAGGAGAUGAUUCUGGUCGCAAGUCCUUCCAAGCCAUUCAUGUAUACUGCAAAAAAUACAACUCGCCGUCAAGCUAUUUUAAAUCAAUAUGAAGAGGAAAUUGAAGCUGUAUACAAAGCUGUUGAAGAAACUACCCAAUCGGAUAUUCCUGCUCCAGUUGAAUGGAACCCACUAUCUACUAAGAGCUUUGUCCGCAAUAUAGUGACCCAAGUAUUAUCUCACACAGUCAAGGAUGGGGAUGAUAUCUUCCAAUAUGGAUGUGACAGCCUUCAGGCCACUUGGAUCCGGAAUACUAUUCAUCGUGCUCUCCGAGAAUCUGCAGAGAUCGACAUUAGACAGUCAACCAGCAACUUUGUCUAUGAUCAUCCAACAAUCAAUCAGCUUGCCCAGCAUGUUUUGUCAGUAGCGUUGGGUGAGGAAGGUACUGGGGAUACUUUUCAGGAAAAUAAGGUCAAGACAAUGGAGCAGAUGGUGAAGAAGUAUAUUGCAGACCUUCCUGCGGCUCCUUCCGAAGUCAAGCAGGUAUCACAUCUUAACCAGAAAGUAGUGCUGCUUACUGGAAGCACCGGGGCAUUGGGAAGUCAUAUUCUUGAUGAACUGGUGAAGUAUAAAGGAGUCAAGAAAAUAUAUGCUCUGAACCGGAAAGGGAUUGACGGACUUGCUGAUAGACAAAGGAUGGCAUUCAAGGAAAGAGGACUCAAUGAACCUGUUGAGGACAUAGAGUGCCAGCGUGUUGUUCUUUUAGAAGGCAAUACUUCCGUCAGUAACUUCGGACUUGAAACUAUAAUUUUCAAUGAGAUAGCAAGUUCUGUGACUCACAUCAUUCACAAUGCGUGGCGGGUGGAUUUCAAUCCGGGACUGUCUUCAUUUGAGUCUCACAUCAAGGGUCUCCGAAGGGUUGUGGAUUUUUGCAUUACAUCUCAAGCAAGUUUGUUUUUCACAAGUUCUAUCGGUGUUCUCACAUCAAUGCCCCCUGAGGUAGCACCUCCACCGGAAGCAUCUAUUCCUCCUGAAUUUGCUCUAUCCAAUGGAUAUACGCAAUCAAAAUGGGUUUCAGAGCAAAUUCUUGAUGCUGCACAUAGAAACAGUGGCUUGAAAUACCUCAGCAUCCGCGUUGGGCAGCUCACCGGAGCAAUCAAUGGCGCAUGGAAUGUCAAAGAGUGGUUUCCCUCCAUGAUACAAGCUUCAAAGAUCCUCGGAUAUAUUCCAUCUGAUCACCGAAAUAUUUCCUGGAUCCCUGUAUAUCAUGCAGCAGCCACGAUUGUAGAUUUUGUCAACAAUGGAUCAAUUCAUGACAACCAGCAUGUACACCUAAUCCAUCCUUGCCCAGUUCCUUGGUCUUCACUUGCUUCAGUAUUUGCCAAAAAACUUGGCCUCGACAUUGUUGAAUACCGGGACUGGUUGGAUAAGCUCAUGGAUAAAGGAGAUACAAGAGAAAUGCAUUUGGUACCUUUCUUCCAGAGAUUAGGCCAGGGAGAAGUUGCAGAGAACAGAGAAGCAUUCGAAAUGCCUAAAGUACAGUUGAAGUCGGCCCUCGCAGCAUCAGAAACAUUGAGGGAACAGAGCCGUGAAAUCCAAGAGGAAGAUGUAGAGAGAUGGUUGGCAUAUUGGGGAAAUGUGUAA